Spizellomyces punctatus DAOM BR117 is the source of this 390-nucleotide messenger RNA. RefSeq lists its product as uncharacterized. Lineage: Eukaryota; Fungi; Chytridiomycota; Chytridiomycetes; Spizellomycetales; Spizellomycetaceae. The transcript is spliced from 2 exons. The record is from RefSeq and is a predicted model, not a curated record. Bases 1 to 390 code for a protein of 129 amino acids.
AUGGGCAAGUCGGCAAAGUUUGGACGGGCGGGGAAAACCAAGAAAGAGCGAGACCAGAUCAAAAUUGCCAAAAACUCUCGGAUAACGAAAUCAUCAACUACAUCCGCCACAGCGACACAUAUCAGUACAAAGAUCAACCAAGAAGUAAUCCAACAAUCCACAGAUAAGACCUCCCCAAAACUCCCGCAAACCACAUCAAAACCCAAACACUCCACGAAAGAUCGUGAUGGCGACGUAGUAAUGGCCGGUAGCGAGACUGACAGGAAGAUUCAAACUAAAGGGAAGCGAUAUAUCUUGGAAGGUCGUGUGGAUUAUGUUAGUCUAAUGAACUCGAGACGAUCGGCCAAAGCACUGCUCCACACAAAGGAUAGGAUAGUUCAGCGACGAUGA